AUGUUAAAUUGUUCGGGAAAUUGGGUUUCUAAAAAAUCUGAUCCAACCAGGUCACAAUCUCCUCCUGUUCACGAUUUAACAGAAGAAGAUGAAGAAAGAAUAGAAAAAUUGUUUAAAACUUUAGAUUUAGAUGGUAAUGGAAAAAUUGAUAUACACGAUUUAUCGGUAUCGUUAAAAGAAAGUGGUGUCAGCCCGAUGUAUGCUAAGAAAUUUCUAGAAAGAUCAGAUCAGAAUAACAUUGGGCACAUUUCAUUAGAAGAUUUUAUUAUAUAUGUUAAAGAACAUGAAAAAAAUUUAAAAUUGGUUUUUACAACAUUCGAUAAAAAUAGAGAUGGUAAAUUAGAUAUUGAAGAAUUAACCAAAGCAUUUAAAGAACUCGGAAUUGAAAUCGAUGAAAGCGAAGCUCUUAAAUUAGUUCAAAGAAUGGACACGGAUGGAAGUUUAAAUAUUAGCUAUAAUGAAUGGAGAGAUUUUUUAUUUUAUGCACCUAGUCACGACAUACAAGAACUUAUUAAAUAUUGGAGGCAUUCUUCAGCGUACCUUGACAUUGGAGAAGAUUUAAACGUUCCCGAUGACUUUACCGCCAAAGAGAUGAUGACGGGAAUGUGGUGGCGUCAUUUGGUAGCCGGAGGAAUCGCCGGUGGAGUUUCAAGGUCUUGCACGGCUCCGUUGGAUAGAAUAAAAGUUUACUUACAAGUUCACGGAUCGUUUAAAAAAAUGAGCAUCAAAGAUUGCCUUAGCGGAAUGCUGAGAGAAGGUGGGAUUCAAUCACUUUGGCGUGGUAACGGAAUAAACGUUUUAAAAAUAGCACCGGAAUCAGCAAUAAAAUUCAUGGCGUACGAGCAAGCGAAAAGAGCCAUCAGGUGGAGUCACACGAGAGAGCUUUCCAUGUUAGAAAGAUUUGCAGCGGGUUCGAUAGCGGGAGGAAUAAGUCAAACAGUGAUUUACCCUUUGGAAGUUAUGAAAACGAGGUUAGCUUUAAGGAAAACCGGAGAAUACAAAAGUAUAAUACACGCGGCCAAAGUGAUAUACGCGAGAGAAGGGUUAAGAUGUUUUUACAGAGGCUACGUACCAAAUUUACUAGGUAUCAUACCUUAUGCGGGAAUUGAUCUCGCAGUUUACGAAACACUUAAGAACACGUACAUAAGCAAACACGGAGGAUCGGACGAACAGCCGGCCGUGGCAUUGUUAUUAGCUUGCGGAACUAUAAGCACGAUAUGCGGACAAGUGUGCAGUUAUCCUCUCGCUCUCGUAAGAACGAGAUUACAAGCCAAAGUUGUCACGACGGCAGAAGAUCAGAAAAAUUGCAAGAUGAGCACGGUAUUCAAAACGAUAAUACAAAAAGAGGGAUUCAUGGGAUUGUAUAGGGGGAUAGCGCCGAAUUUUCUCAAAGUCAUACCUGCGGUUUCAAUUAGUUACGUCGUUUACGAAAGGUGUCGCCUCCUAUUGGGAGUGGACAUGACCUGA
Molecule: messenger RNA, 1467 nt
Organism: Pediculus humanus corporis (human body louse)
Lineage: Eukaryota; Metazoa; Arthropoda; Insecta; Psocodea; Pediculidae
Exons: 7
Coding region: 1-1467 (488 amino acids)
Biological process (GO): transmembrane transport
Cellular component (GO): mitochondrial inner membrane
Molecular function (GO): calcium ion binding; ATP transmembrane transporter activity
Source: RefSeq, a predicted model, not a curated record